Molecule: messenger RNA, 1686 nt
Organism: Drechmeria coniospora
Lineage: Eukaryota; Fungi; Ascomycota; Sordariomycetes; Hypocreales; Ophiocordycipitaceae
Product: golgi matrix protein
Exons: 4
Coding region: 1-1686 (561 amino acids)
Biological process (GO): endoplasmic reticulum to Golgi vesicle-mediated transport; Golgi organization
Cellular component (GO): Golgi apparatus
Molecular function (GO): small GTPase binding
Source: RefSeq, a predicted model, not a curated record
AUGGCGAUGGACCCGGCCCAGGCAUCCAGUUCAGCGCCCAAGAAGAAGGCCAAUAAAAAGAAGAAGAAUGCCAACAAGGGCAAAGAGUCGCCGGCGGGCAACGGCAACGGCAAUGCCAAGGGCAUCGCCAACUUAACGACUGACCACGGCAGCCACGAGGACGAACUCCACGACGAGCUAGACUCACCAGCACAACCCGAUACGCCAACCGUCGAAACGAAGGAGCCCGAGCCCGAGCCCGAGUCCGAACCCGCGCCAGAGUCCGAACCCUUGGGCAAUGGCUACGCCGCAGAGCCGGCGACAAGCAACGAAGCGACGGGCCACGAGGACCCCACGGCCAAGCUGGAGGCGAUGGGGAAGGAGCGGGAGGCGCUGAGGGCCGAGGUGGAACAGCUUCGCAUACAACUCGAGGGUAUCCAAGAAACGCACCAGCAGGAAACGUCGCAGCUUCAAACGGAAAUCGACGAGAGCAACAACGCCAAGGAGCAUGCCGAGGAGCAGUACCAGGUCCUCCUCGGGCGAGUCGAAAAGAUCAAAGAGUCGCUCAGCGAUCGGCUGAAGCGGGACAAGGCCGAGCUCGAGGAGGCGAGGGACCGCAUCGAGGAGCUCGAGGCGCAGAAUGAGCAGCUGCAAGGCUCGGCACAGUCCUCGGGCGACGACAUGGAAAAGCUCAAGGAGGAGCUGCAAGACGCGACGCGGGAGCUCAUGACGCUGCGCAGCAGAAACAACCUCUCGGCGCACAACUGGCUCAAGGAGAAGGAGGAGCUGACGCGGAUGGUGCACCACCUCAAGGGGGAGGUGGAGCAGACGUCCAACGCCAUGGGCGAGUGGGAGGUGCUCGCCAUGGAGGAGCGUUCGGUCAAGGAGAGCAUGAUGGACAAGGUCCAGGAGCUCGAGGAGCAGAUGGGCGCGCUCAAGCGAGGCUACGAGAGCGCCGCGACGGAGCGCGACAGCCAGUCGACGCUCGUCGACAACCUGCAGAACGCCCUGCGCGAGAUCCAAGAGGCCAGGAAGAAGGAGCUCCGCGAAAUGGUGGAGACGACGGAAUCGCAGCUCCAGGAGCAGAAGCGACUGGCGCAAGAGGCCGAGGCGCGCCGGUCACGGGCCGAGGAGGCCAACGAGGAGCUGUCCAAGGAGCUCGAGAGGACGGCGCCGUUUGAGAAGGAGGUGAAGGAGAAGAACCUCUUGAUCGGCAAGCUGCGGCACGAAGCGAUUGUGCUCAACGAGCACCUGACCAAGGCGCUGCGCUACUUGAAGAAGACGAAGCCGGAAGACAACGUCGACAGACAAGUCGUCACGAACCACCUGCUCCACUUUCUGACGCUCGACCGCGGCGACGCCAAGCGUUUCCAGGUGCUGCAAGUCAUGGCGGGCUACCUCAACUGGACGGACGAGCAGCGCGAGCAAGCCGGACUUUCGCGGCCCGGCGGCUCGGCGGCGGCCACGAUACGGUUCGCGGCCUCACCCUUCCAACGCACGCCAAGCUCGCCCUCGCUCCACGCUGAUCUCUUCUCGGAGCCAACCACGGCGCGGGAUCACCGGGAGUCGUUGGCCGAUCUGUGGGCCGGCUUCCUCGAGCGCAGCGCAAAGGAGGGUGGCGCCGAUGGCACGCUGCCGCCGUCCCGGAAGGACAGCAUGAGCAGUGGCGCCACGGGUCCGGCACGACCGGAGUCGGGGGCCCGAUGA